AUGCAAGGGCUGACGCUGACGCAGCGCAGCACGUGCCGUGGGCCAAGCAAGCGUGUGCUGACUAAUCGUCACGUGCCGCGUGGAGUCCGAGCCGCAGUAGCAACGGGUCACGCGAAAGCAGCCAGAGCGAACGGCGCUGCGAUUCUUCAUCGAGUGGAAGAGCUCCCGGACGGCACUGUGGUGUUGCGGUUCGCCGCGGCCGGCACGGGCGGCACGGGCGGCAGGCACGUGGAGGUGGAGCGGAACGUGGUGGAGUUUCUGCAGGAGUGCACGACGACGUACUGCCGUCUCAUCGAUAACGACACGAUUGACCAGAUCGUGGGCACCCACGUGCCCCUCCAACCAGCCCAGCAGCUAUCCCAUCUGGUAACCACCACAGCUCACAACACCGUAUCUGCACUCAAGGAGACCCUGUCCGGCCACACCCAUCAGCACCACCACGCACCUGCCACAACCGCCCGUGCCUCUGCCAGGGAAACACAGCUUGCUGCUGUGAAGACAACUCCUGCUCCAACUGCUGUUGCUCUUCCAGCAGCAUCACAGAAACCAGCAGCAGCAGCAGUAGCAGCAGAACUUGAGAGUUCAAGAGCAUUCCAGCUGUUGCCCACUGCUGUUAAAGCGGUUGCGCCUGUUGUGCUUGUAGCAGCAGCGGCAGCAAUAGUGCAAGUGGCUAAGGCCAUGGGCCUGAUGGGGAAGCUAUCUGGAAGCACCAUCAAGGCGUGGGCGUUGCGGGGCUGGCCUGCAGCAGCUGUGAUUGUAGCAGUGGCUUCAGGAGUGCUUGUAUGGAGAGGGCUCAAUGGAAGGCAAUCAGGCAAAACGCUGCAGCUGUCCUCCAUCUAA
Molecule: messenger RNA, 840 nt
Organism: Closterium sp. Naga37s-1
Lineage: Eukaryota; Viridiplantae; Streptophyta; Zygnematophyceae; Desmidiales; Closteriaceae
Source: the annotation of a GenBank genome assembly